AAAAUGAACAUAGUUCUGAUUUAGGAACUUUAGAGGUGAAAUGUGAUUCUGUGCUGAAAUGGUGAGUCAGCCCAAGCCCACGGGAACGUGCUUUAAAAACCAUGGGGCUGACGGCUAUACGUAACAGGCCAAAGUAGACAAUAUUUGGUAGCGUUGGGUUUGGGCUUAUUACAAUUUUCCUAUUGUAUACAGAUUUGAAAGGAAUCCAAUGAUGCUUUCUCAAGAACAAUGAAGUUACUAUCUUGGCUCGAACGAAUGGAGAAUAGAGGUAUUAAGAAAAUGGAUUUUUGGAUGAUCUAAAACUUCCAUCCCUUUUGAGGGCCAAAUACCUUUGAUCGUGUCAGGUGUAAAAGAAAAAUGAAAAAAAAAAAAAAGUAACUUUUAGAAUUACAAACUUCGUCCUUCCAACUUUUAUAUAAAACUUUAUAUAAUAUUGUUUCAUUUCAUAUAAAAUUCAAUUCAAAAUUAGUUAAUAAAUAAUGUUAGCUGGGCCUACAAUUGGGCCUAUGAUUGGGCCGAUGGGCCCUAUUGGUUUACAUUCAAGUUUCAUCAAUCGGGCUUCGAGACCCGACUGGUUGAAGCGCGGGCUGUGCACUUCUCUUCCAAUCGAUCUCACAAUCCCAUUCCAUUUCCACUUCGAACUUUCAAAUUUCGAAUUCCCUUGCGCUCCAAAAUCCCAAGAUUAGCAUUCCAUUCGAUUCCAACACACAACUGAAUUUCGUUUCUCCCUCUGAUCUUCCGCUCCUACUUCUCUAGAAACUGGCUGUGGUUUCAAAACCGAACAUGUCCCCAGCCAAUCCCGGUGAAGACGCCGGUGUUUCUGGAUUUGAAUCCCAAGAAACGGAGCCUGAUUAUGAGGUUGAAGAGCUGGAGCUUGAAGUGAAUCAAAUAGCUCUGAGGAUUCAUCACUACAGAUCCACUCUGUCGGCUCAGCUAAAGUCCUCCUUCUUUUCGUUACUCGAGUCCUCGAGGCCUCUCCCCAUUGGAGCCUCGGAGCUGGGAACAUCUGCUGCUCGUCCGGAUCAUGAAGAUGAUGCAUAUUUCGAUCGAUUAUGCCAACCUAUUAUUCGAGCAAGUAUUAACUUUUUGGACUCAUGAUGAACAAACCACCACAAGAGGUGAAGGCGCAGUUCAUGAAGAGGGUUUAGAAACUGCGAAGAAGAUACAGUUGCUUGAAGAUAAAAUAUCAAGUAACAUCAUCCUGAUCCCUACAGUUCUUAAGAGGAUGAAAGACUGUAUUUCAACUAUUGACAAUUUGGCUUCUUAUAAUGGGGUCAUUCAUCCUGCAUUCAAAAGGAAAAAAACUAGCUGAAUUUAACUCGUACCUGGCUGUUACUUAACAAGCGAGUCUCGAGUGUAGUAUGGUUAUCGAGUUUGACGUGUAGUGUAUUGAUCUUUACAUUCUGUUGUCGAAAGGGCUGAUUUCUCAACCAUUUGCUUCCUGGUAUGUAACAUAACCUCCUGUCUAUAACGUUAUUGAAGACAAUAGUUUUCCAUCUGUUGCUGUAUAAAGUUCUUGAAAUAUUGAAAUAGGAAGUUUUAUGCCUAUUCCUUCAACUUCUCUAAA
Cucurbita moschata (crookneck pumpkin) is the source of this 1567-nucleotide messenger RNA. RefSeq lists its product as uncharacterized. The transcript has 3 exons. The record is from RefSeq and is a predicted model, not a curated record. The coding region runs from base 784 to 1098 and encodes 104 amino acids. NCBI's taxonomy places the organism in Eukaryota, Viridiplantae, Streptophyta, Magnoliopsida, Cucurbitales, Cucurbitaceae.